GCCCUGUGCGGUGCGGGGAGACUUGCGUAAAAGCGUUCGCUGUGCGUUCUGCGUUGGUUGUGUUUAUUUGGGCACUCACGGCCACUCGGUGUGACGAAAGACAGGGUUCACGCGUCGAGCUUGCAUCAUCCAGGCCGCAGCGUGGGCCUUCAAGCGGGAAAGAGCGCCUCGCUUACGCACCCUGCAGCAAGAACGACCGACCAGCACACCAACCUCCUCCACUCUAUCCAAACCUGUCUCACUACACCACUAUCGACCUCGUCGCGAUCUGCCGACCCACUGUGCAAUGGCUGCUCCGAACCGCAGCUUUGCGGGGCGGAUAGCCUCCAUCAACUCGAUGGUUUCCGGAAUUGAGAACUGGGACGACGCCGACUUCGAGGACGGCGACGGCCUCUUGUUCAAGAACUCGACGGUGCAUUCGCUGUCCUCGCGCCUUAGCGUGCGCUCCGAGUCCAACACGGGCGACGACGAUUGGCAGGUGCUCCUGACACCCGAUGACGACCUGUCAACAAACAAAGCAAUCUUCUCCGCGAAGCAGGCCGGCAUUCCAAUCCCCACGAGCGUGCCCGCGUCAGCACUGCUAGGCGGAAGCAUCAAGCGGCUGGGGAAGCCGAAGAACAACAAGAAAAUCGAGCUCGACGAUGACUGGGGCAACGACCUGGAGCUUCCGGACACUGCUACGGGCGAACAGUUGAAGUUGAAGACGCCCGUGCCACGUACGCCCGCCGAUGACCAGGACGACUUCGAUGACUGGGGCGAGGGCAGCCUGGGUAUCCGCUUUGCUGGGACGAAGAGAGACCCUCGCGGUGGACGCAGCUCGUCAGCCUCUGCUAUGAGCCCGAGCCUGGGAAGCUGCAUGACCCUGGAGAGUGAAGAUGAUGACCUGACCGGGCUCGUAUUGCCCACGGAGCCCAUGGACUUCAAUGCCCGCCUUAACAAACUGAAGACAGCCGAGCAGCCUCCUCUGGCGCCCUCUCCGUUUCCUAACCAGCAGCAACGUGAGCUGCGCCCCACAUCAGUACCAGCCGUGGUCCCUGCUGAGGGCGUGCCCCUGCCUGCCGAGGAGCCCGUCCACCAGGAACCCGCCGAAGAUGAUUUUGAAGCAGACUUCGACUUGCCCGCCACGUUCCCUCCACUGGCGCUGAAUCAAUCCCUGCCACAAUCACCUGCAGUCACCCCCAUCACGUCUCCGCCGCUCGAGAGUGAGGCUGCAUCGUCGCCCCAGCCCCAGCCGAAACCGGCAGACGAAGAAGAAGACUUCAUGGAAGGCCUCGACUUCGGUGCAGGGGAGGUCCUUGACACAAGGAAGCUCACGCUAAACCGUAACAUUGUAGUGAAGAAAACAGCUUCCAAGCCGGCAACUCCUCCUGCUGCUCGACCUACGGCCUCCAUCACCUUCACUGACAAGCCGUCGUCGGGCUCCAGAAUACCUCGACCACUAACCACAACCACUGCUCGUACUAGGCUCACUCCCGUCUACGAGUCCGGCGCCUCAAUGCAUGGCAACACUCGUCCCAUGCCCACUACUACUAGUGCGCAAUACCUGAAGGCAAAGCGUUCUGCGCCGCUGCUCCGUAACUCGAACUUCCAGACAACCCCACGUUCGAGUGUCCCCUUCCUGCCCGCCGGCGGCUCGAAUGCUCAAUCACACCAUGUCACAACCAGAAGCUCACAGAGCCACCUUCGACGCGACUCUGACCCUCGCCGACCGCUGUCGCCCUCAAUGCGCUCUCACUCACGCAUGUCGCUCUCGGGCCAGAUCGAAACUCAGACUCCCAGUCGUGCCGGAGUACGAAGAGACUUGGCUCCAUCUGCUCUUGGCCGUCAUCCACCGCCACCGAAGAAGUUGACGAAGCCUCAACGAAAGCGAAACUUCGGCGAUGGUCACGAGCUCGACCUCUUCGAUGAUCUGCCAACGUCUGCCACCAAGGAAAAGCAAUAUGAGAAGACUCCUCGCAACACCGCCAGUACCAAGACGCUUCGAUCACAACCCAGUACUUCUCGUCUGCCUAUGCCAGAUCGAAUGACCACGCCGCUGCCUCAGACACCCAAGAGCCCGCCAAAGGCGGACCACACGCCACGAUUUGCUCGAGACACUGCUGCUAGUAGGAAUGCCCGUGAACAGCGUCUGGCAGGAACGAGGUCGCGAGGCGAAGGUCCCAUCGCGCCUACACCUCGACCCAUGAGCUGGCAAGCACAGAUUGCUGCCCGAAGCCCACAUACAAGUCCGACUGCUCUUCGCAAGAAAGGUACAGGCCAGAAGCCACAACUGAUCAGGCAGAUGACACAGCCAUACACACAAACGGAGAAGGGAAUGAUAUACAACCCCUCCAUGCAGCGCUGGGAAGGCAACGAAGAUGUUCUUGUGUCUUUCUCUCAGCCCAACAACUCCACCACGACCCUCGCAUUGACCACAGCAAGCACACCGACUUUUGCGCCACCAGGCAUGUCGCACGGCCGCACACACGACCGUUCGCAGUCCAUGUCACAUACACUACUGUCGUCGAUCCACUCAAAGAACCUCUCGUCGCCACGUCUAAUGAAGUUGCCAUCCAAUCCGGCGCCAGCACCAUCACCACCCCGUCCAGCAUUGAUUUCGCAAAUAUCAGCUCCUCGAGGCGUACAAUACGAAGGCCGCAUGGUAUUUGAUCCUGUGAAGAUGACCUGGCUCAAGGCCCCACGACACUCGACCGGUCCUCAAUCACCCAUGUCGGUCGGAGAUCCGGACGAAGAAGAGGACCCGUUCGCUGGCCUUGACGACUUGAAGGACAACGAGAGUGUUGUCGGUGGCAACAACUUUGCUGGUGGCGCAGGCGGCGCUCCUAACGCCGACGAUCCAACAUUUGUUGGUGAAGAGUUUGACGUCGGCCCCAGCUUCAUUCGCAGACAGCGCGAAGAGGAGGCUGUCUGGAGACGCAGAGUUGAAGGCUGGGUCGGCGGCAUCCGCGACUCAGGCGAGCAGCACGGCGGAUGGAGAUGGGCGAUCCGUGAGUUCGCCGCGAGCGCCUCUGCCGGUGCUCUCGAAAACUAAACGCUUCUGUAUAUGCGUUUCACCAUACUUACGACUUUAUGACUGCAUUGCACAUUUGGAUAUUGGGCAUAUACCCACAGGCAAAAGGCGUCUGGACUGUGUCCUGCUAGAUAUCCCUGAGUGUUACGAUGGGUGCCUGGAUGCGCGCCUCACUCUUUACGACCUAUUUAUGACUUAUGACCUUUUUUUUUGCAUGGAAGACCUGGGCUAUCUAGCUCCAGAUAGAGGAUUGCAGCUUUUGGGCUUGACAUAUUCACGGCGACGUCGGCGUUCUGUUUUAGCCUUCUUGCAACGUACUGCUAAUAAUACAUAGGGAUCUUGG
Messenger RNA from Macroventuria anomochaeta, 3353 nucleotides. RefSeq lists its product as uncharacterized. Gene Ontology annotation, biological process: regulation of Ras protein signal transduction; mitotic spindle orientation checkpoint signaling. The transcript is spliced from 2 exons. Gene Ontology annotation, cellular component: SIN/MEN two-component GAP complex; mitotic spindle pole body. The record is from RefSeq and is a predicted model, not a curated record. The coding region runs from base 287 to 3031 and encodes 914 amino acids. NCBI's taxonomy places the organism in Eukaryota, Fungi, Ascomycota, Dothideomycetes, Pleosporales, Didymellaceae. Gene Ontology annotation, molecular function: GTPase activator activity.